CUUUCAGAAUAUGUUUGUUGGAGAGUACUCAAGAUAAAUCAAAAAUACACUUCAUGUUUUAAUAAAUUUGACAACAUUGGAAUCAUUAUGUCUUUUACUGUUUUUAUCUGGUAUCAAGAACAAAUAGGAGCAGAGUAGCUCAGUGAGUAGGGUACUAAAUUCAUAAGCUUGAGAUCCGUGUUGGAAUCCGGCUAAUGACAGUUAAUUUUUCAUUAGCAGUGGAUUAACUCUGGCAUUGGAAGAUCUUUCUGGGGUACACCCAACCUUCAUAAAGUGGUUACUCAUAAUUAAAUAAUUAACUAAGAGGGAAAAACCUGGUGGUUGAGAGAUCCCAGCCCGAUCAACUCCCUGCACAACCAUUGGCCUUGAAAAUACUUCCUUACAAGAUACUGAAUGCAAGACCCUUCAGGAGUUGUAGUGAUACAAGUUUAUCAAGAACAAAAGCAAAAAAGAAAAGACUUAUUUUUAAAAAUAUAUCAUUUUUCAAAUAAUAUUUAUCAUUACAAAAGCUGUUGAUGUUUUCUUAAAGAUUAAAUGAGUAUAAUUUUGCCUUUCUGUUUAAAAAAGAUGUAAUUUUAAUGAAGUAUAAUAUUUUAUUAUUUUACAUAAUAAUAAAUUCUUUUAAAUUAUAUAAGUUCAUAAGAUAUUUUAACAUUCUGGUCUUUUUUUAAAUUAUCCAUUUCACGAUCUGUUGAAUAACAUGUUGAAAUUUGAUAUCACACAUUUUGGCCAUUUGGGCUAAAUUGCAUGUUUUUGUUUUUUCUUACAUGAUAUUGCAUAGUUUGCAUUUUAAGGCUGAAUUUUAAAUUUAAUAGCAUGCAAUUAAAUUCAUGAAAUAAAUUUCCUUUGUUACAUAUAGAUUUAAAGCUAUGCAUGUUAAUAUUUAUUUACUUUUAUUAUUUAUUUCUAUAUUGGAUUUAUAAUUAAGAACAGCGGUGUCCAACCUAUCCUCCACUAUAAAUUAUAUGCUGAAGGUUCUGAAUUUGCUUAUGAACAGAGUGUAGGUUUUAAGUUUGUUGUUCUUAAUUUUUUUAUCUAUAAUUACUUUCUAGGAUGAAAGUUUAUUUUAGAUACAUGUUUAAUAUAGGUACCAAAUUCACUCUCCAAGUAUAAUAUCAUUUAAUUGUAUGAAUAACAUUAUAAAUUUGGGUGAGGUAAUAAUUUUAUUAUACUUUAAAUUUAACGUCGGUACAUACAGCCAAAGCUCCUUAUGCUCAUGUUUUAGUUAUUUGCGGUCCCAUACAUAGAAAUAGAAAUAGAAAAUAACUUUAUUCUGGGACAAAGUCCCUUUAGAAUAACAAAAUAGAACAUAAUUAAAAUACUACAUCUGGCCAAAAUAAAACAAUAAUAAAAAAGAGAAAGUAAAGAAAAUAUUAGUUAAACAAGCUAUAUACAAAAAAAAAAAAAUCUAUAUACAAAACACUUAAAACUAUGAUAAAACACUUAAGACUAUGUACAGUAAGGAAAAUUAUAAUUAUACUCUUUUGAAAAAUAAAAUAAUAAAAAAUACAUUGAGUUCUUCUUUAAAAUGAGGUGUGUUUCUGCUAACAAAGAAAAAACCAAAGCUGACAAUAUAAAAUAUCAGUGUCUUUAAAUAAUGAUUAAUAUGUAGACUCAUCGUUGUCAAAUGCUAGAGGUACAGAUUUAAUUAUAUACCAAUAAAAAAUAAUAAUAAAAAUAAAAAUAAAAAAAACAAACAAUAGAUGCGGUCAGUGGCAUUAAGAGCCGGAAAAUAUUGUAAUAUCCCUAGUGAAGUUCACAGUAUAGAAUAGCACUAUCGUUUGAUGAUGACUAGAAAUGUAUAAUAUCGAAAGUUUAGCAAGUAUCUGACUGUUUUUGGGAUAGGAAUUGGAAUAGGAGGGAUUUGAAUGUGGAUAUGGAGGGAGAAUGCCGAAUUUUGAUAGGUAGAGAAUUCCAGAAAUUGACAGCGCGAGCUAUAAAGGAAUUCUGAAAUGAGGCAGAUCUGUGCGAAGGGAUGUAGAGGUCAGAAGGUCGAGAUCUUGUUGAAAGGGAAUGGACUGAGGACUUGAAUUGGACAUAUGUAUCAAUUGUCAAAAAAAAACGUUAGAUUUUGUACUGUUUUUUAUCGUUUUAGUGAACCUUAACUAUAUUUAAUCACUCGUGGUAAAUUGUUAAAUAGAAAAUUUUUUGCAGAAAAAUUUAAUUUAUUUUUUAGGGUAGGAUUAAAAAUAAUAAUCUAGACCAAAACAUAGCCCGAACCUCUAAUUGAUCUUAAAUAAUUCAACAGUAGUUUGUUAAUAUUCUCACUUAUUAAGUAAGUGAAGUGUUAGAACAACAACAAUUAGUAAGGUAACAGUAUUUUAUAUUUUUGUUCUCUUGCAGUUGACAUUGUUUAUACCUAAAGACAUCAUUUAAAAUAAUACGUCAAACUCAAAAGACUUAUUAAAAGGAUGGGGCUACUUCUGUUUAUCUUUAAAAUCCUCUGCAUAGAUUUCAUCAAACUUAAGAGUAUUGCACAAUAUCGUUAAGAAAAAUGUAGUUGGCAUUUCCAGUCUUUUGUUAUCAACCCUUGAACUACCUGAAGUUGAAUAAAAAAAAUAAGUAAAUAAACAUUUGAAGUGCCACAUCAUUCAACUGGUGAUCAUUUAAUUUUUUUACAUUAGGAUUAAACAGAUAAAUAUAUAAAGAAAGAAAUAUCAACAAUAAUAGCCACUUCUUCUGUAUUUUCUAUCUGAUAACAAUGAUCCAGAGCUUAUUAACUUUUAUUUUACUCCUUGUCCAGGUGUUUGAUAGCCAUGAGGCUGUCCCCCAUCCUCACCACCAUUGGGGAAUGUACAAAAAUCUUAAAGGAAAUAUGGUUUAUGUAAAUUUUGAAAAUGCCAAUUCUCCAACUAAGGAGCUGGAGGUUAUAGAUGUAGAUAAAGUGCAGUUCCAUUUAUAUACCAAGAAAAAUCCCAAGGUGUCUCAAAGGCUUUAUCUAAAUGAUUCAUCUGCUUUAAAUUCGUCUAAUUAUGUUCAUGAGGACGAGACCAAAUUUAUUGUUCAUGGAUUUCUUAACGAUAUCAACUCUGAAACCAUACAGAACAUAAAAAAUAAUUUAUUAGACCACAGUUCCGAGGGGUACAAUAUAAUAGGUGUAGAUUGGAGUUAUUAUACCAUGAUUUAUACCAACGUUUUAUAUAAAUCAGAAGGAGUUGGAAACAUUAUUGGAAAAUUGGUGGAUUUCUUGGUUGAGAAAGGAAGUAAAUUAGAAAAUAUACAUCUUAUAGGACACAGUUUGGGAGCACAGGCUUGCGGAUUUGCAGGAGCAUCUUUGAAAACCGGAAGAGUUGCCAGGAUCUCAGGCUUGGAUCCAGCAUUGCCUGGGUUUGAUGAUGCAGACCCGGAUAAGAGAUUGGAUGGCCAAGAUGCUCUGUUUGUCGAUUGUAUCCACACCUGCGGUGGUAACUUGGGAAUUUUCGAUCCAAUUUGUACAGCCGAUUAUUACCCAAAUGGAGGCCAGGAACAACCAGGUUGUAGCUGGUUUGAUUUUGAACUUCUGGAGCAAGAAGAGGUUAACGUCAUUUUGGUUGAUUGGAGUGAAAUAUCAAAAGGAAUAGAUUACAUUAGUAUAGCAAAGAGGACAGUAGAUGUCGGGACUUACGUGGCAUGGUUUAUGGACUUUCUUGUCCGAAAUGGAGCCCGACUGGAUGAUUUCCAUCUGAUUGGGCACAGCCUAGGAGCUCAUGUAGCAGGUUUCGCUGGAGCGGCCGUGUCCAAUGGAACAGUCGCUAGGAUCACAGAUAAUUACGCAGCCUCUUUCCAUCGAGUGCCUUGCUCAGAGUGGCUCUUUUAUGUGUCAACUAUCAACCAUGAAAGACUCAUCACUCUUGUGUAUCACCAAGGUCUGGACCCUGCCAUGCCUGGUUUUAACCAAGUGCCUUCAGACAAACGUCUGGAUCGCAGCAAUGCCAAGUUUGUAGACUGCAUUCACACUUGCGCUGGCAUGCUUGGCCUGACAGAAGCAAUAUGUACUGCAGACUUCUAUCCCAAUGGAGGAAGAAAUAUGCAGCCUGGCUGUCCUUUCUAUGACUUUGGGCGGUGUAGCCAUAAGAGGUCACAUAAUUACUUCACAGAGUCGAUAGAUCCGAAUUACAAGUUCCCUGCCUUACAAUGUGAAUCACUUCCUGAUGAUGCUAAAUAUCCUUCUUCAUGCUCUCCAAGUUCGGUUAAUAUGGGAUAUUACACACUCCGGGAAGGAUCAGACAUAAAGCAAGAAUUAAUUCCUAAUGACGUAAGCGUUCUUCAAUCAAGUUACUUUGAUCCAAAACAUCCCACUAAAGUUCUCAUCCAUGGGUUCUUAAGUAGUUCAAAUAAACCAAUGGUGCAAGAAAUAAAAAAUGCCCUACUGGAGCAAGAAGAUGUGAAUGUCAUAGCGGUAGAUUGGAGCAAAAUAUCCUUCGGAAUCGAUUACAAUAGGAUAGCAAAGAAAACAGUCGAUGUCGGAGCUUAUACUGCAGAGCUGAUCAAUUUUCUAGUCGAAAAUGGAGCCAAGCCAAAUGAUUUCCAUCUAAUUGGACACAGUCUUGGAGCUCAUAUCGCUGGAUUUGCUGGAGCAUCCAUAAAGAAAGGAAAAGUAGCCAGAAUUACAGGUCUCGACCCAGCCAAGCCAGGUUUCCAUAAUGUACCUAUUGAGAAACGUUUGAAUACCAACAAUGCCAAAUACGUUGAUUGCAUCCACACUUGUGUUGGUACACUAGGACUGACAGAGGCAAUCUGUACCACAGACUUCUAUCCAAAUGGAGGAAAGAACAUGCAGCCAGGCUGUCCUUUCUUUGACUUUGGACGAUGCAGCCAUAUAAGAUCCUAUGAGUACUUUGCUGAAUCAAUUAAUCCAGAACAUAAGUUCAUGGCUGAACGCUGCCCAUCUCUGCCGGUGCACAGCCACUCGGGAUGUACAUCUUCUCCUAUUGAAAUGGGAUAUUAUAUUUCACCCAGCGUCAACGGAAUAUUUUAUGGAAAAACCAACAACAGAUCUCCGUUUGCAACAAUCAUUAAAAGAAAGUGAAAAUGAUAAAAUUUUGUGAUGAAUAUACAAAUGAAAGCUCUAGAAUGGUGUUGAAUAUUCUUUUGAUUUGCCUCAAAAUACCUAAUGAAAAAAACUACUAUUUUAAAUUAAUUAUCCUUGCCUAAACUUUCUUCAUAACUUUUUGAUCCAUUCAGAAUGAAAUUUUAUAAGUAAUCAGUAAUAAUAAAUCUUGCCUUGAAAAGAUACUUGACACUCCCAACCACUUACAUUGUGAAUGUCUUUCUCUGAUUUCUAAUAUGUAAAAAAAAAAAUAUCAAAAAAGAAAACCCAACUGUUUGAUUUUUUUUCAAUUUUAUGUAUAUAUAAUUUCUUUUUAGCUUUUAAAUAUUUAAAUAUUCCAUUAUUUUACAUGUGAAUUCCUCAUUUAAUAUUUUUUUUUUCUAAACCUCCAAGAAUUUUAUUGAACAAAUACAAUAUAUGUAUUUACAUCCCUUUUUUUGCUUGUUCUUUGUACUGCUCCAAGGUGUUUUAAGGUCCUCAUUUAAUAAAAUUAGCAGAGAUGAGCUACUUCAUGUAAUGAAGUAGAUAAUCUCUGUUAAUUUACAAAUAAAAUAAUAAAUUUAAUGAGAAGUAGGUAAUAGCUUGCUUAUCUUUAUUUAAAUGUUUUAUUUUAUUUCAUAAGAAAUAUGAUUUACAAGUUCGUAGUUUAAUUAUAAUAAAAUUCUAUUUGUUCAUUCCACUGUUUAUAUUUACUUUUACACUUGAUUACAUUAAUAAGAUCAAAACGGAAUGAACGAUUAAUAAAAGGAAACUAAUUUAAUAAACUGCUAAAAGAAUGCAUAAAUAAAUAUAAUUGAAAAAUUAUACAUAAUUCCGAUUAAUAAAAAAAAAUGUUUCUUUUAAAAUAAUAGUUGAACUAUUCGCCCACAGACAGUAGCACAAAACAAGGAAGCUAAAAAUAAUAUUUCUAAAUAGCGCCGCAAGAUGCCAGCACUAUCCAAGCAGGCAAGGCUUGAAAAUAUGAUUCUUUACUAAAAGUUAUUAAGUGAUUUUAAUUAAAUUAAUAUUCUUUUCCUUAUAUAUAAAUAGCAGAGCCCGGCAAUUUCCUCUUCGGGUUAAAUUUAGAUAAUGUAUGCCUGUUUAAUAAAUCAAUUAAAAUAUGAAGUUCAUAUAAUUAAUUGAAUAACAUUUAAUUAUUGAACUAGAAAAACAAAAGGACUGACCAUUAAAAAAGAAAAAAAAAACCAAAAUGUUUGAUAUAAAUAGUUUUCAAUUUUAUGCAUAUAUAUUUCAAAUUACAGCUUUUUAACUUCUACAGUCUUUCUUCCUUUCUUACAUAUUUUCCAUAUUGAUCUCUCAAUUAUUGAAAUAUAUACAUAAUAUAAUAUCAACCCCAUAUCAAAUAAUUACUUUAAUAGGAAGUAGUUUCUUUUUUAUAUUUAUUUAUUUAUUACAUUUGAUUUCAUAGUAUAUCUAAUUCACAGCUUAGUAGUUCAAUCAUAUUUAAAUUAUAUUAUUUUCGAUCAUUAUUUUACGCUUAUUUUCACAGUUUAUUACGUUAAUGAGAUGAUAAAAGAAUGUACAAUUGAUCAAGCAUGCUGUUUAAUAAAUUAUUAAAAACAUUCUACAAUAAAUAAGAUUGAAAAAUUAUACAUGAAUUAAAAAUUUCGAAUUAUUAAUCGAAAAAUACUCUUUUUCGAUUUUUGAAAUUAUAGUUGAGUUGUUUGUCUAAAGAUAGCAGCAUAAAUCAAGGAAUCUAAAGCUACAGUAAAGGAAGCGAUUUUAUUUUAUAAUUAUUAAGUCACUUUAGUGUUUAUUAGAUGGUGCUGUUUUUUAUUUAAAAUAAUUAAAUUUAAAAAAAAGUUGUUAUUUUUGCAUUUUGGUAUUGCUUAAAUGCUUAUUUAUGUAAUUCCUAACACUGCAGGCUAGCACAGCUUCCCAUAAUUUGUUAAUGAGUUAAAAUUGUGUAUAGCGAAUUCUGUGAUCUGUUUUUUUCCUGAAGUUUAUUGUCAUAAGAUGUUAUAUAGACUAAAGUUAGUGUAUGAGUUUCGUAUGUGUUAAAUAAUAGAUUAUUUUGUAAUGUAUUUCAUCAUUAGAAAUUACAGAACUUAGUUUAGUUAUUUAACACUAAUUUCUCAAAAGUAUACAUUGUGAGUGAAGUGAAGGUUUGAGUGCAUCUAGAGAUUUUCACUAUGUAUAUAAAUAUGGGUAUGUAAUAGUUUUCGUAUGUAUUUUUAUAUAUAUAUAUAUAUAUAUAU
This is a messenger RNA of Nezara viridula (southern green stink bug), 7227 nucleotides long. The record is from the annotation of a GenBank genome assembly. Lineage: Eukaryota; Metazoa; Arthropoda; Insecta; Hemiptera; Pentatomidae.